Lobosporangium transversale is the source of this 1080-nucleotide messenger RNA. RefSeq names its product light-dependent protochlorophyllide reductase. The record is from RefSeq and is a predicted model, not a curated record. Bases 64 to 1014 code for a protein of 316 amino acids. NCBI's taxonomy places the organism in Eukaryota, Fungi, Mortierellomycota, Mortierellomycetes, Mortierellales, Mortierellaceae. The transcript is spliced from 2 exons.
CUCUUUUCCUCUCUUCAUUUUCCUACCAUCUUACAAGUCCACUACAAUAUCAAAAACUGCUUCAUGGCUACUCACGCUUCAGAGACUUCAGUCCCACCCAAGAAGGUCAUUGUCAUGACUGGGGGUAACGUUGGUAUUGGAUUCGAGUGUGCAAAGCUCAUCCUUGCCUCUAUCCCCAACGUUCAUCUUAUCCUCGGUUGUCGUGACCCUCAACGUGCAAAAAAGGGUGUCAACAACCUUGUACCUUUUAUCCCUGCUGACUCUACCAGUAUAGUCGAACAUCGUCCCUUGGAACUAGCUUCCUUCCAUUCUGUCCGCCAAUUCGCAGAGGAUAUCACAAAGUCCUUCCCACAGGGAAUUCAUACCUUAAUUCUGAAUGCUGGUCUGAUGGUCUUUAGCCGUAAGAUGACUGGAGAUAACUUUGAAACCAACGUUCAAGUCAAUCAUCUUUCUCAAUUCCUUUUGACUCAAUUGCUGUUGCCCUCAUUGCGUAUCGGCCACAAGACCUGGCCAGAGGAACCAUCCUGUAUCCUCUUUGUCUCUUCGACCCUGCACAAACCCGGUGUAGGUCGUGGAAAGGGACCUGAGCUCACUAUCGAGAACAUUGAUGGCUCUGUUGAGUUUGAUGGCAUGCUCAUCUACCGCAACAGUAAGCUUUGUCAGGCACUUUGUAUGCAUGCUUUGGCUGCUUCCCUUAAAGAUGACCCCGAUGUUAAUGUGAACGCGGUAUGCCCAGGUUUCAUCCCCACAACCGACUUGAAGCGUGACUCUGGACUGGCAACGCGUAUGUUGAUGGAUAAUGUGCUUUCAAGAAUCAGUGCUGCCUCCACAGUUCAGGAAGGAGGUGCAUGCGUCUUUGAGGCCAUGAGUGGUGAGAAACGAAGCAAGAAUGGUGCGUACUUCUCCAAAGGUGGGGAGGAUGAAUCAAGUGAAGAAAGCAAGGAUCCUGCCAAACAAAAGUUUUGGUGGAAUUGGUCGUGCGAAGCUGUUGGACUUGAGAACUCUAAGAUGUAAACAAAGCCUUCUUUCCCUUUAAUUGUUUAUAUCUUAAUAAAAUAAAUAUCUGUAUCUUGAACGUGG